AUGCAUACAUACUAUCAUAUUCUCCAUUCAUACUCACAGCAUUUAGAAUCACAAUUCACACUCCCCAACCCCACAGUACAACUCCGCCCUCACUCUUACAAUCGUAUACUCCCCACCAAAUACCACCCGCGCCCAGCUACUACCCACCAUCCACCCCCAAUACCAAUGAUCAUCACCAACAUUUCCACCGCUUCGCACGCCACACAUGGGGCUUUCGGACCAAUGUUCUGUCUACCGUCGUCACAAGUCCCAUCCGUCGAAGACGGAACCAUAAUGCCUUGUUGUAGAUAUAUAUGUAAGGAGAGGCACCACUGCCGGCACGCCUCCCAUCCCUAUCCUCCCUCCCAGUUCCAGAAGCAAUACGUCUACACACAACAGUCUCCCGGAGCUAGACGCAUGGAUUCAGUAUCCGAAGGGUGGUGGUGGUGGUGGUUGUGCUUGGAAGUAUAUUUGGCCUUCCUAUGUGUGGUUGGUUUGGUGUGUUUAUUGAAUGGUGAUGAUGAGCAGCGGCAUGGGGUAGUGGCGAUUGUCAUCGUUGCUAUCGAGGGUUUUAUGCCGGGUGGUUAG
Messenger RNA from Pseudovirgaria hyperparasitica, 567 nucleotides. RefSeq lists its product as uncharacterized. Bases 1 to 567 code for a protein of 188 amino acids. The transcript is spliced from 4 exons. The record is from RefSeq and is a predicted model, not a curated record. NCBI's taxonomy places the organism in Eukaryota, Fungi, Ascomycota, Dothideomycetes, Acrospermales, Acrospermaceae.